AUUAUGGAUGUGGGGUGGCCCGAUCUCCAUGCUCCACCUCUGGAUAAAGUGUGCACCAUCUGCAAGACUAUGGAGUCAUGGCUCAACAGUGAUCCUCAGCACGUGGUGGUGAUCCAUUGCAGAGGAGGAAAAGGAAGGAUAGGCGUAGUCAUAUCAUCUUACAUGCACUUCACCAAUGUUUCUGCAAGUGCUGACCAGGCUCUAGACAGAUUUGCUAUGAAGAAAUUCUUUGAUGAUAAAGUUUCAGCUUUAAUGCAGCCAUCCCAAAGAAGAUACGUGCAGUUCCUAAGUGGCCUUCUAUCCGGAUCUAUGAAAAUGAAUGCAAGCCCUCUUUUCCUGCACUAUGUUAUCCUUCAUGGCAUCCCGAGUUUCGAUGCUGGGGGAGCUUGUCGGCCUUUUCUGAAGUUAUACCAGGCUAUGCAACCAGUUUAUACAUCGGGAAUAUAUAGCAUAGGCCCAGAAAAUCAAAGCCGAAUCUGCAUUGCUAUAGACCCUGCCCAGCUUUUGAAGGGAGAUGUUAUGCUGAAGUGUUACCACAAAAAGUACCGGUCAGCUACUCGUGACGUGGUUUUCCGCCUUCAGUUUCACACUGGAGCCGUUCAAGGGCACAAUCUGGUGUUCAGCAAAGAGGAUUUGGACAAUGCCAACACAGAUGACCGUUUCCCUGAUUAUGGCAAGGUGGAAUUAGUGUUUUCGGGAACUCCAGAGAAAAUUAAAGGAUAUGAACACCUUCAGAACGACCAUGGAGUGAUAGUUGAUUACAAUACCUCAGACCCACUGAUACGCUGGGAUUCCUACGAAAAUACCAGCCCUGACGGGGAAGUGCUGCACACCCAAGGUCCCAUUGAUGGCAGUCUGUACGCGAAAGUGAGGAAGAAGAGCUCCUCAGACAGCAGCAUCCCCGGUGUGGCUCAGGGCGCUCCCGUGACGGGCAGCCCUGAUCACAGUGACCAUACUCUCUCUGUCAGCAGUGAUUCGGGACACUCCACAGCUUCCGUCAGGACAGACAAGACUGAGGAGCGCCUCGUGCCAGGAGUCAAACGGGGUCUGAGCCCACAAGAGAAGGCAGAACUGGACCAGCUACUUAGUGGCUUUGGUCUGGAGGAUUCUGUCAGCACCACCAAGGAUAUGACUGAUGCUCGAAGCAAGUACAGUGGAACGCGCCACAUAGUGCCAGCUCAGGUUCACGUGAAUGGGGACACCAAACUGAAGGACAGGGAGACCGAUAUUCUGGAUGAUGAAAUGCCUAAUCAUGACCUUCACAGUGUGGACAGCAUUGGGACUUUGUCUUCCUCAGAAGGGCAGCACUCCACCCACCUGGGGAAUUUCAGCUGCCACAAGAGCAGUCAGAACUCGCUUCUUUCAGAUGGCUUUGGAAGUAACACUGGAGAAGAGCAUCACAAUGCUUUUGCCCCAGACCUGGGAAUUGGUGUGGAUCCCCUCUAUGAGAGAUCAUUUGGAAGCACAGAGCCGAAGUCAACUCAGCAACUACAACGGAAUCCUUCUGUCUCACCCCAGCCCCAAGCCUACGGCCCAAGUAACUACUCUACUCAGACCUGGGUACGCCAGCAGCAGAUGGUCACUGCUCACCAGUAUGGUUUUGCCCCGGAGAAUGAAAUGAGGGUUGGCAUUCAUAACACUAUGGAGAAUUCCGGCAGUGUCCAGAGCCAGUCCCGAGUCCCGGACACCCCGACACGUGGCUCCAGCAGCAGAGAUGCUGUGCAGAGGGGGCUAGGCAGCAUGCCUGGUGCUGCUGAAGCUGCAGAACAUGCCAGUGCCGAGAGUUUUAAGUCAAGGCCAGUGCCUCAGAGGGACACAAAUGGCCUGGAUCUAGGACGGAACGCAGGGGACUUGCCAGCAUCUCCAACUUUGGAUAUUGAUGAGUCUAUUGAACAGCUGAACAGGCUGAUCUUGGAGUUAGACCCUACGUAUGAACCUGCCCCGACCCGCAUUAACACUGUCACCAGGGACAGAAAUCAAGUCAAUGGCUUCAGCAGCCUUGAUGCAGACGUAGAAGGGCUCGGCCGGAGUCUCGGCUUCCAUGACAAGUUGGAGGUCACAAGCAGGAAUCCCUCCCAGCAUG
Messenger RNA from Tauraco erythrolophus (red-crested turaco), 2083 nucleotides. The record is from RefSeq and is a predicted model, not a curated record. Lineage: Eukaryota; Metazoa; Chordata; Aves; Musophagiformes; Musophagidae.